AUAAACUUCGUCUUCCUAGUAACGGAGUUGUUUACAUUCUUCUAAAUUUCUUUAAUUUCUAAAAUAUUAUAAUACUAAUAAGUUAAAGUACUACACUAUGUUCUGGCAGCAAAUUAUCAAUUACAAAAAAAAAUUAAACUGAAACUAUAUUUUUUGAAAAUAAAAAUUUUCUUGCUGGUGAAUAAAUUAUCAAAUGUGGAACCUAAACUGUUUAAACUUAUAACUGACGAAUUUUAUUUACUCUGUAAUAAAAAAUCGUAAUUUCAAGGAAUGGGAAAUUCCCAGAGUCAGACAAAGGAAGAAAAGCUUGCUGCUGAAAUUGCUGCAAAGGAAACGUUGGUUGAAUGUCCAAUUCUAGUGGAUUUUGGUCACGGAACAAUACGACAUCGUCAUGUCGAGGCAUCAUUAGCAUUGCAAAGUGAGGAAAGUCAUAACAAGAAAAUAAAAUUGGGUUAUUUUUACCAUCCAAGGUUGUCUGAUUUUAGUGAAGAUGCAAGUUACACAGGAUCCGAAAUGAAUCGACUAAAAUAUGUAUUUAAAGGUCCUUCAAAAGAUAAAGACCAACACCUUUACUAUAUCUAUGGAACUAAAAUUUCAGAUAAAGAUUAUAGUCUUAUUAAUAAUGGCUAUAAACCCAAGGGUAUAGGUUUUGAUUGGCCGGAAACAUAUCGCCAUGCCAAUCACAGUUAUUAUGAUGCAAAAUUUAUUAAUGAAGAAAAUGAGUCACAAUUUCCUCUUAAUGUUAAAGAUGAUGGCAUUAUUGACGAAGACCUUGAAAUAGUAGAUUUUCAAAAGGAUGUUAUUUUAAUGAGAGUUCUUACAACAGAAAAUGUAAGUGGAAUUAUUGAAAAAAUUUCUUUACACAAGUUAAUUCCGUCCGCCAUGAUUCAUAUUAUGUUGGCUAACAAAGAGUUAAAAUUAACAGAGCCCAUUAUUGAUUUAAUUGAAUGGACAGAAAAGCCUCCUUUGUAUGCACAAAUUCGUUUAAGCUUGACUUAAACAUAGGAAUACUGGUUCAAAUGAUUAUCAUAUGGUAAUAAACUUUAUGCUUGCUCAUUUAAUUGAAGAAUCAAAUGAAUGAUUUUGAUUUUUGAAUGAGUUUGCCAUUCUACAGAAGAAUCAACUUAUUACUUAAACAUGCAGAAACUUUUGAAUUGUUUUUUUGAGUUUCCUGCAAAAUUUCAUAUUUUAAAUAAAUUGCAUUUUCAAA
This is a messenger RNA of Hydra vulgaris (swiftwater hydra), 1210 nucleotides long. RefSeq lists its product as uncharacterized. NCBI's taxonomy places the organism in Eukaryota, Metazoa, Cnidaria, Hydrozoa, Anthoathecata, Hydridae. The record is from RefSeq and is a predicted model, not a curated record.